This is a messenger RNA of Olea europaea var. sylvestris, 1398 nucleotides long. RefSeq lists its product as uncharacterized. Gene Ontology annotation, biological process: proteolysis. Gene Ontology annotation, molecular function: aspartic-type endopeptidase activity. Lineage: Eukaryota; Viridiplantae; Streptophyta; Magnoliopsida; Lamiales; Oleaceae. The transcript has 3 exons. The record is from RefSeq and is a predicted model, not a curated record. Bases 1 to 1398 code for a protein of 465 amino acids.
AUGACAGUCGGGAUGUUGAUAUUAAGACUAACGGAACUAGUUGAGCGACAAUCUCAACAAAUUCAGCAAUUAAUACAACGAGGAGAAAGGGGAGAACAUCAAAGGGCUGAAUUCAUACAACCACAACAAAGGGCUAAACAUUUUGAGGCAGUUGGGGAAAGAUUUAGAAAACUAAACCCUCCAAUAUUUGAGGAUGCAUUAGACCCAACAGCUGUAGAGGAUUGGUUGAGAACUUUGGAGAAUAUGUUCAGGUAUACGAGAGUUUCGGAAGUAGAAAAAGUAGAGUGUGCAUCCUUUAUGCUACGAGCCCCAGUUCGAGCCAUGAAGAUGAAUGAAUUUAUACAGCUAAGACAAGGAGGGAUGACAGUGGGGGAGUAUAUUCGUAAAUUUGAACAACUAUCUAGGUUUCCAACCCACAUGAUUAAUACUGAUGCAUUAAAAGUAGAAAGGUUUCUUGAGGGGUUAAGACCAGAACUAUAUAGAGAUGUAAUUAUGGUAGGAAUCCAAGAUGUUUCAUAUUCUCAAAUUGCAGAGAGAGCAUUAGUUGCUGAACAAGCUGAACAAAGAAUUAGUCGUGCUCAAGAGGCUCGACGACAGUUUAGGCAAGGUCAAGGACAGCGUUGGCCUAGAAAUGAUAAGAAAAGAACUUUCCAAGGACAGAUUCAGAAACCUAAGUUUCAACCGAGAGAAGGACAACAACAUUGGGAUCAGGGCAAACGUCUGAGGAUAGAUCAAGGAAAAGCCUUAAUAGCACAACCAUCUUGCCCUAGAUGUGGUAAUCCAAAUCAUCCUAUAGAGCAGAAGAAGGUACCAGCUAGAGUGUUUACCAUUACUAGAUCCGAUGCUGAGGCAAAUCCAUCAGUUGUAACAGGUAAAUUUUAUAUCUUUUGCAUUCCAGCACUUGUACUACUUGAUUCUGGAGCUACACAUUCAUUUGUUUCUACCGAGUAUGUGAGAAGGCUGGGUAGGACACCUGAUAUACAUGAGCUUAGUUAUAGUGUAACUAUUCCACCUGGAGAUGUACAACAAACCAAUCUAAUUGUAAGAGCAUGUACGAUCCUUACAGAAAAUCGAGAGUUCUAUGCAAAUUUAAUUGUGUUAGAUAUGAAAGAUUACGAUAUAAUUUUGGGUAUGGAUUGGCUGUCAAGAUAUCAAGCUACUAUAGACUGUAAGAGAAAGUCAGUAACCUUUCAAUUUUUAGGGAUUAAACCAUUUACAUGCAUUGGGAUCGAAAAAGGUUUUAGAGUUCCAAUCAUAUCGGUAUUGAAAGCACAAAGGUUACUAGAUAGGGGGUGUGUAGGGUAUUUGGUGAGUAUUAUGGCUAUGGAAGCACAACACAAUCCGAAUCUUAAGAAUUUCCAGAGGUAUUUCUUGAUGAUUUACCUGGGGUACCACUAG